CUUUUUCAGAGAAGAGCAGCUGAGUGGGAAAUCUGUUUGAGAAAGUGGACACUGUGAUCUGGAAGACUGUACCUUCUGCACGGCGACAGAUUAGAUAUAGCGUUCGGAGAUGCAGAUCCGAGUGGUCCAGAUCUGGGGUUUCCUCAUGGCGGUGCUGGGCUGGAUCUUCGUGGCCUGCACCAUGGCCAUGGAAGGCUGGAAGAUCACCUCCAUCGGCGGCAUGGGGGGCUCGUCCAUCAUCAAGGUGGCCUGGUACUGGUCCAGCCUGUGGAGGUCCUGUUUUACAGAUUCGACGGCCGUCAGCAACUGUUACGAUUACCCCGUACUCUGGUCUGUGGAGGGCAACAUUCAGAUAGUGAGGGGUCUGCUGAUGGCGGCUCUUUCCCUGGGCAUGUUGGGCUUCGUGCUCAGUCUGAUGGGCAUGGAGUGCACCUUCAUUGGGGGAAAAGAAAAGUCAAAGUACAAGAAGAUCUAUGCAGGAGGAUGGUGCCACAUCGUCAGUGGUUUUCUGUCCACGUGUGGUUAUGCCGUCUACGCUCAGUAUGUCUCAGUGGAAUACUUCAACCCGGAAUUUGACGGACUCAAGUACGACCUGGGCACCCCGCUCUUCCUCGGCUGGGUGGGCUCAGCCUUUCACAUGACCGGCGGCUGCUUCUACGUGUGGUCGGUGUGCAAGCCGCUGUGUGGAGGAGAGGACACGAUAAUCAAAAUCCAAGCACUUCCAGACCCAGAGCAAACCAAGUCCACCACAGCUCUGUCCACAGUGUCAAAGAUCACCUCCAAGACCAAGCUCUCGUCCGUGUCCGAGCUGUCCUCGAGGUCCGACCGCUCCGACGUGUCCGGCAUCUCCUCCAAAUCCGGACGCACCUCCAAAUCGGGACGGUCGGCGAAGUCGGGGCGAACCAGCCGGUCCGCCGGGUCGAGCUCGGGAUCGGAAUCGGUGUCCGGCCUCUCGUCGAUGUCCAGCGUGUCAACUUUAUCGAGGAGCAGCAGCAGCAGCCGGACGGGAUCCUCGCUGUCGGGCAGUUCGAGGAGCGAGUCGACACCGUUCGUCAAAAACUCUUAUAUCUGAACAAAUGCGAUUUAAUAAGUGAAGGACAAAGAGAUUUAUGAAUAUGUGAAAUAAGAAUCAGUUUUGUACGAAUAAAAACUCACAAAUCUUGGCUUGAUUUUUUUUUGUGUAUCAUGUUGAAUGUGAUAAAAAGAGCCGCUAAUAGACUGUGUCUGUCUGCCUGUAACCUUUUAGACCACAAAUAAAACCACACCAGUCCCAUCAGGUCUGGUUGACAGUAAA
Molecule: messenger RNA, 1294 nt
Organism: Mugil cephalus (flathead mullet)
Lineage: Eukaryota; Metazoa; Chordata; Actinopteri; Mugiliformes; Mugilidae
Gene: cldn10e
Product: claudin 10e
Exons: 5
Coding region: 110-1072 (320 amino acids)
Biological process (GO): bicellular tight junction assembly; cell adhesion
Cellular component (GO): bicellular tight junction; plasma membrane
Molecular function (GO): structural molecule activity
Source: RefSeq, a predicted model, not a curated record